AUGCCACAACUAGAUACAUCAACAUGACUAAUUACAAUUAUAUCCAUAAUCAUAACUCUAUUCAUUAUUUUUCAACUAAAGGUCUCAAAAUUCAACUUUCCUUUAGGUCCUAAAUUUAAAAACAACAAAAAAUAUCAAUUUACUAAUCCUUGAGAAAUAAAAUGAACGAAAAUUUAUUCGCCUCAUUCAUUAUCCCAACAAUCGUAG
This is a messenger RNA of Microcebus murinus (gray mouse lemur), 207 nucleotides long. NCBI's taxonomy places the organism in Eukaryota, Metazoa, Chordata, Mammalia, Primates, Cheirogaleidae. The record is from the annotation of a RefSeq genome assembly.